AUGGCGCGCCAACGCCGUCAAAAGGACGUAUCGUCGUCAGACAUCCCACUCGCUCAUCCGGACAAAUGCGGCCCUGACCCCAGCAGGCAGACACUCCUGGAUCUCGCCGCUCAGCGUGGACUGCUCGACAUUGAGACUGAGAAUCGGAAGACCGGAAAGCUCCCAGCUGGGUCGGUUCCUCUACGGGACGAGCAGCCUAUAAUAGGGCGAUUUGGGGAGGCUGUAUUAUGGAGCUCAAGUCUCGCCAUGCUCCAUUUUACCCUUGACGUGCUCACCCAACAUCAAUACGCCGAAGUGCUGUCCUGGCCGAGUGUCAUCACGCAAUCGCUGCAGGCCUUUGGCGUCAUACUUGUAUUCUUUUACGCAUUACACCCGCACUCGGUUCCGGCGGCCUACUUUCCCCGCAUCCCGUCACUCCUUCACCAAAUUCUCUUCUUCGCAAGCAGUGUUGGGGGUGGCUGCUAUCUGAUCUACAUCACCAACGAAUACAGCUACUACGCUGUGCUAAAGCAAGCUCCGCCGUUAGGCGUGAUAUGGAUUUGGUCAGUCAUCGAGCUUGAUCUGUUAUGGGCAUUGGGAAGUCUACUGAGUUGUCUAGCCUACUUGUGGCUGGGGGGAUACUCUUUCAUGUAA
This is a messenger RNA of Pseudogymnoascus destructans, 633 nucleotides long. RefSeq lists its product as uncharacterized. Lineage: Eukaryota; Fungi; Ascomycota; Leotiomycetes; Thelebolales; Thelebolaceae. The transcript is spliced from 2 exons. The record is from RefSeq and is a predicted model, not a curated record. Bases 1 to 633 code for a protein of 210 amino acids.